Mollisia scopiformis is the source of this 429-nucleotide messenger RNA. RefSeq lists its product as uncharacterized. Bases 1 to 429 code for a protein of 142 amino acids. The transcript is spliced from 2 exons. The record is from RefSeq and is a predicted model, not a curated record. Lineage: Eukaryota; Fungi; Ascomycota; Leotiomycetes; Helotiales; Mollisiaceae.
AUGGGUUUGAUCAAAGCCGGAAUGUAUAUUGGUGCUGCCACCUACAUUGUCAAAAAAAUCACCGAAGAAAAAGACAAAUCGAAAAACAAGAACAACGCUCCCCAAAACAACAACCAAUACCCACCCCCAGGAUCUUGGCCACAACAACAGCAAGACACUCGCGGCUACCCUCCCCAAUACCAACAAUACCCUCCUCCGCCCCAACAACAACAGCCCAAGUUCGGCUACUACGAUACCCACGGCCCAUACGAAGCUCAAUACCAAGGAGCUCCUCCUGCGCAAUUUGGUCGUGAAGAGCGGGGUACGAUGGAGGGUCGUCCUUAUCAAUAUCAGGAGGACUCUAAACGGGAGAGUUUCGCGAAGAUUGAGGACUCGCCGUCGCCGAGACAGUGGCCUGAGGCGCAACCGGCGAAGUCGAGCAAGUGGUGA